AUGUUGUUCGGUGUGGUCGUGACAUUAUGGGCUGUAUUGGCGGCUGCCAGUGCUUCCAAGGGAUCCAGUCCGCUUGAACUAAAGCCGGAAAAAUACAAGGAUAUCCCUGGUUGCUAUUUAGCUGAAUAUGACAAGGUGAUACCAUUGGGGAAAGAGGAAACUAUGCCAGAUUGUGUUCUGUACAAGUGUGAGGACAAGUGGCUGGAGUAUUAUACAUGUGACAUCACAAUGAACGCUCCCGACUGCAAGCUCCUGGCCAGCCCGGACCUGACCAAACCUUACCCGGAGUGCUGUCCUGUAUUUAAAUGUUUCAAUUCAAAAACCAGAACGCAAAACGAAACAUUCUAG
Arctia plantaginis is the source of this 348-nucleotide messenger RNA. The record is from the annotation of a GenBank genome assembly. Lineage: Eukaryota; Metazoa; Arthropoda; Insecta; Lepidoptera; Erebidae.